Brassica napus (rape) is the source of this 1971-nucleotide messenger RNA. RefSeq lists its product as uncharacterized. Bases 1 to 873 code for a protein of 290 amino acids. The transcript is spliced from 4 exons. NCBI's taxonomy places the organism in Eukaryota, Viridiplantae, Streptophyta, Magnoliopsida, Brassicales, Brassicaceae. The record is from RefSeq and is a predicted model, not a curated record.
AUGGUUCAUUAUUCUCCCACCAAAGCUUGUAUUCUCUUUUUGUAUUUUAUAACACAUCUGAACAUAAAUGAAACAAAAGAUUAUACAAAAGUACUAAAGUUUACCAUCAAGGUUGUGUCUGAACCAAUAGCAGAGACUCUCAGACGCACACCGCAGCAUUUGAGCAGCAAAGUAUCAACCAAAGGGUUACUCUUUUCCCUCUUACCAAACCCUUCAUCUCCUCACGAACAAGACAGCCUCGCUUCAAUCAAGAAUCUCGCCCUUGCCUGUGCUCUUCUCUCUUCUUCCCUCUCUUCCACUCACGAACUCUUCUCAUGGAUCCCCGAAAGCCUCUCACUCAUAGGGUUCUCCGAGAUAUCUAGGGAUUAUUACAAUGGUGGGAAGAUGAGAUUGGUGAUCGAGUUGUUGCCGGUUGUGUUGCCUGAGUUGAAGGAUACGAUCGAAGGGAGCUCGAUGGGUAAGAAGAGUGAUGAUGCAGAGGAUGUUUCAGCUGCAUUGACGAGACAACCUGUUGGUUAUGCUGUCUUAGCUGCUCACCAGCUCAAGUGGUUUGUGACUCAGGUUGAGAAACCGGAACUGGGGAAGCUUUGCAACUUGGUGGUUCCUUGUUCUUUGACAGCACUUGACCAUUGGUCCCCACAAGUCAAAGGGGAGGGUAUGCUAAGCUUUAUUCAUCUACUUAAAAAUGUGAGUUCAAAUGAUCUUGGUUUGUAUGGAGACGUGGUUCUUGAUGCUUGCUGUCAGAAUAUAGCUUCAGAUGAUGAGAUAUGGAUACAUGUGGUAGAGUUAUCUGUGCUUCUUGUGACUAAACUCCAUCCAAAUAAUCCUCGUACCUCAUGGUGCAACUCUUUUUUUUUUCUUUUUCUUGUGUGACUGUCUGCUCCGGCCAAAUGGUUCUGUUUGCUCCAUGUUUUUGAAUGUAUCUUUUUCUUAGGUACGAGAGGUUCAUGAUUCAUGAAUGAGAUGCUGGGCCAUUUGGAACGCCAACCAAGAAACAAAGAGCGGUGUAACGCUUGGCUUAGAUUCGUUGAGCAACUCUUGAAUGCUGUAGGGCUUUUCUUGCUUGCUCAUUUUCGACGUAUUUUUCCUCUUUUCUUUCAGUGGAUGCAUUCAGAUGACGCUGAAACUGUUUUGUUGGUAUGUCUUCAUUCACUUUGCAAAUGUUAUGUAAUAAUGAUUUACAAAAUGGUGAGAUUUGCUAUAAUGCUAUGUUAAGGAUUUUAACAGAGAAUGGAUGUUGGUGUUGAGAAAAAAAGGCUGUACAAGGAAGAGAGAGAGAGAGAGAGAAACUUAUUUUUUUCUAAACAAACCUUAAUUAGAAACAAGAGAAAGAGAGGGUUGGCGAAAGAGGAGGAAAGAAGCUAGCUAGACCACCCGGCGGCAGCGAUUUGAAAUCUCCGGUUUCAUUCGCUGGCCGUGGAAACGCGCAAGGAGAAAAUAGUGUUUAUGUUUUGGCUGUUUCGUCCUUGAGGUGUGAAUCUUGAAGAAGAAGAAGAAGAUUGUAAUGGGGAAGAAAAGAGGUCAUGUCCAUAAUGCUCUCUUCCAACGACGACACCAUGAUUUCUUCUCAGGAUCCUAAACCCAAGAGGAUCUACCAACUCUGGCCCGGCAACAAUGUAUGCCUUGUCUUUCACACCAUGUCCUCUUUGCUUUGCCUGCUCUCACUUUCUCCAUCCGAAUGGCUUUCAUGAUCGGAAUGAGCUAUCCUUUGUUCCACUCUCUUAUACUCAUGGGUUCCCUUUUGCUCACCGUCUUGGAUUUCACAUUUCUCUUCUUAACUUCAUCAAGAGACCCCGGGAUCAUUCCAAGAAACAAAGAAGCACCUGAAGCAGAAGGGCUUGACAUGCUCAGUAAAACAAAGCUACCUGUAACCAAGGAUGUAUUAGUGAACGGCUACACAGUCAAUGUCAAAUUCUGUGAGACUUGUUUGCUUUACCGUCCUCCACGCGCCUCUCACUGCUCAACAUGCAA